This is a messenger RNA of Ipomoea nil (Japanese morning glory), 1614 nucleotides long. Its product is annotated as endonuclease III homolog 1, chloroplastic-like. Gene Ontology annotation, cellular component: nucleus; chloroplast nucleoid. NCBI's taxonomy places the organism in Eukaryota, Viridiplantae, Streptophyta, Magnoliopsida, Solanales, Convolvulaceae. Gene Ontology annotation, molecular function: 4 iron, 4 sulfur cluster binding; DNA-(apurinic or apyrimidinic site) endonuclease activity; DNA binding. The record is from RefSeq and is a predicted model, not a curated record. The transcript is spliced from 11 exons. The coding region runs from base 27 to 1139 and encodes 370 amino acids. Gene Ontology annotation, biological process: base-excision repair, AP site formation; base-excision repair; nucleotide-excision repair.
CCGCUCAAAUCCUUCCGGCGGUCUAAAUGUCUCUCCCACUUCUCAAGUGGACGUUGUCUCCACUUGUUGCGCCUGCGCCCUGUGUUCCCGCGCGAAUCAUCUUCUGUAGCAAAAUGUCAAGAACUCCUAGGCGAACUCCGCCUUCCAACCCUAACCCAGGCUCUCAAGAAAAUCCCAGUGGGGAUUCUGCGGCGGAACUUCGCGUAUUUAUUAGGAGAAAGAGAGUGAAGAAGGCAGUGGAAAUUGUUGCCAACGAGAUUGAGAAAGAAUCUCCAAAUAAAAAAGUUCUUGGACUUCCUGAUAUCGAGGAUUUUUCUUAUAGGAAGGAUGCCAUCAAUUCUCAGUCAACACCUGUCUCAAGUGAAGGCAUGAUUGGGAAGGAAGUUCUAUCCUUAAGCCAAAAAACAGUACAACCACCUCCCAACUGGGAAAAGGUCCUUGAAGGAAUCCACAAAAUGAGGUCUUCUGAAGAUGCUCCUGUGGACUCCAUGGGGUGUGAGAAAGCCGGGAGUUCUCUUCCUCCCAAGGAAAGAAGAUUUGCUGUCCUUGUAUCUUCACUCUUGUCCAGCCAAACCAAAGACAAUGUUACACAUGGAGCUGUUCAGCGUCUCCUUCAAAAUGGUUUACUUACUGCAGAUGCUAUCGACAAAGCUGAUGAAGCCACCAUCAAAAGCCUGAUAUACCCUGUUGGUUUUUACACGAGAAAGGCUAGCAACAUGAAGAAAAUUGCUAAAAUUUGCCUCUCAAAGUAUGAUGGGGACAUCCCUACUACAUUGGAUGAGCUGCUUCUACUGCCAGGGAUUGGGCCUAAGAUGGCUCAUCUUGUUAUGAAUGUUGGAUGGAAUAAUGUCCAAGGGAUAUGUGUAGAUACUCAUGUGCACCGUAUAUGUAAUCGGCUGGGAUGGGUGUCUCGUAUAGGGACGAAACAGAAAACUAGAACUCCUGAAGAGACUAGAGAGUCCCUGCAACUAUGGCUUCCAAAGGAAGAAUGGGUUCCAAUCAAUCCUCUUUUGGUGGGAUUUGGACAGACUGUAUGUACACCUUUGAGGCCUCGCUGUGGAGUCUGCACGAUAAGGGACUUGUGUCCAUCUGCGUUUAAAGAGGCAUCAAGCCCUUCUCCUUCUUCCCGGAAGAAGUAACAGGUCAUAAGACGUGGUAAGGUCUGGGAAGAGUGUAGUUUUUCCUGGCUUCCUCGAGCUGUCUCACAUGUAUUUUGAACGAAUAGAUGAUGCAGGAUAAUUAGGUCCACUGUUUUUGGUCUGGGAAACGGUUAAUGUACAGUGCACGAUCAGUGUCUGAACUGGUAAACUUAGGUAUGAAGAUUUUGGUAGUACUACAUAUCUGCUGCAAGAUGGAAGACGGUGAUUGACUGAUUGGUGAGGAGUGGCGGCUUUCAUUUCGUGAAUGGUUAAGCGAGCAGGGACCGGUGAGGAUCACAAAUGAUUUGAGCAAAGAGAUAGGCAAAAGAUAACCCGAAGGAUAUUGUUGGGAGAGAUAGAGAACCAAAGAAAAAUUGCGAGGUGGGAUUUGUCUGUGUAACAAAUGGUAUGUAUUUAAUCCACAUUUGAACCCAACACAAAAACAGCAAUUUAUGUUGUAUGAUGGUAUUUUGUU